Molecule: messenger RNA, 406 nt
Organism: Brassicogethes aeneus
Lineage: Eukaryota; Metazoa; Arthropoda; Insecta; Coleoptera; Nitidulidae
Source: the annotation of a GenBank genome assembly
GAAAAUUGUUUCAAGUUUUAAUGAUGUCUACUGGCUAAAAACAAUGCGAAAUAAUUAUUCAAUAAUGUAAAUUUACGUAAAGAUGGAAAUAUUAAAAAAUGAAAAUGAAAGUUUUCACAAAAGAAGACUGCUGUUUAGCCACAUUUACUGGAGUGCAAAUCAGAUUGAUAACAGUUUUGCUGCAAAAUUUUCUAGCAAUGAUUGGGCUCCAGUUGUGAUAGUGCCUCUCUUGGCGACAAUUCUUCUGGCAAUAAGCGUUUUUCUACUUAUCAUUUUUCGGCAAAAUCCAGCGUUUGUUAUUAGCACAGUGGCGGGAUGUUUGAUUUUUGUUACCAUUUAUUUAACACUUACUGCUAUAGAUUCCAGCAGACAAACUUUUUCUUAAUUUUGUAUGAUUUAAAAAAAA